Rubroshorea leprosula is the source of this 1156-nucleotide messenger RNA. Lineage: Eukaryota; Viridiplantae; Streptophyta; Magnoliopsida; Malvales; Dipterocarpaceae. The record is from the annotation of a GenBank genome assembly.
UAUAUAUGUGUGUGUUGUUUAAAUCUUUCAUUCUCUCUAACUGGCAGAGAAGCGGUUAUGGUGAUGGGGGGACACAAGACCAAGAAGAAGUCGUCUGUAACACUUCAUCUCCACCAUCACUGACUCCUUUAAUCAAUUUGGACGAGGAUGAGAUCCCAGAAGAAGGUUUAGAUGGUCCCUUUCAUGUAGAAAAAGUGGAGAAUGUGGCAGCAUUUGUGUUGGCCAAAACAAAAGGUGGGAUCUACUAGAAUUCUUCAAUCAAUUUUUUGCUUCAUAUUAGCUUUAACUGGUACAUAAUAUGGAAAGCAGUUCUCUUGCACUGUAUGUAUUUAUGCAAGCUUGAAUUAUGCUUAAUGUAUCACAGAAUGGUGGAAUGGCUUUUCAGUUCUUUAUUCUUUGAAAAGUUUUGAGUGUAGACCUUAGGAAUCAUAUACAAUAAUACAAGUUUGACCCUAAUUCAUUCUACCAAAAUGGAACAUUGAAUCACUCAGGUAUCUUAUAAUUUACUUUGUGUUUGGUUUUCAAAGUGGACACGGCUACUGGGGAAAACACUUCUUGAGUUUCAUCCACCAAAGGAGAAGUUCUUCCAGAACACAAAGAUGUGAUGUGGCAUGAAAGAAGUAUGACAAGAAGACAGCACAGAUCAAAAGAAGGUGAAGCUGAGAUUGAUAUUUCUCUUGCAAAGAGACGAGUCCAAGCUUCUGAUAGUGGAAUUAUUACAUUACCCCAUAUUCUGUGCAGGUUGUCUUACUAAAGAUGUUGCAAUGCAAUAAGGACAGUCCAAAGUAUGUGGAAAUCUCAACUUCUGAUGGCUUCCAAGGUCAAGAGAAAGAAGCCACUAUUAUUUCCAUUUUUUGGUCAAACUAUGCCAAAGAGGUAGUCUAAGCUACCGUUCUAACUCUUUUUUCCUUUGGUAGAGCUCUAAAUUGGAAAUAAAACUGUAUCAUUUUGAAUAUGUUUAGUUGGGGUUUUCAAGUGAUCAUGGAUGAAUAUGAAUGGGGCUGAAACACAAGCAAGAAGAAAUUGUUGCCCAGUUUGUGACACUGAAACAAUAAGUGAUGGAUUCUUAAAAUGAUUCGUUGAGUACUUGAAAGAGCAUGGGGAGUAUAUAAGUGGCUCAAAAUACAACAUGAACAAGUAAAGAUCGUGAUGGGAU